AUGAAAAACCCUUUCAUCAGCAAUACGCCAUCAUCUUCGCCAAUUAAGCCUAAAACGAAAAGCGGAACCAGGGUUCGCAAGCCCGAUAAUGCUUCGUCGUCUUCUCAUUCAUCGGUCCACUCUUCACCUGUGCGAAGACCUCGAUCUAACAAUGGAGGAUUCACCGACAGAUAUUUACCAAAGAGGACUGAUAUGGAUUUGAAAUCUGUAAUAUCCCUUGGUUCUUCAAGCCUUCCCAAUUUUCUACCAUCAAAUUCAGAUGACCAGAUUGAAUAUCGGCGGGAGCAAGAGGCGCACGAAACUUUUGAUGCCAUCUUGAAGAACGAAAUAUUCGGCGAGAAACUAUCCAAUAACCCAAUCGAACCUGAAGAUAGCAUAGAAAGGAUAAAAUCUACACCUUCAGCCCCGUAUUACGAGCCUACCACGCCACCAAGUUCGCAUCACGCCAUUGAUAGAGAUUCCCUACUUUCACCAACGCAGAGCCCGGCGAACCCGCGGAGACUCACCUACGAUCAUCACCAGAAGCCAAGCAGUAGCACAACGAGAGGUGCGAGUCUCUUGACAUACUCGGAGAAACGGGCAUCCAGACCAUCAACCGCAUCUCUGAUACAAAAUCAAUAUUCAAGCUCUACAUCGCCCGUACGACCGGACUCUAAGAGGCUACUUCUGCUUCCAACUAAGAAGACCCGCCAGAUAGCGAAAAUUCCGUACAGGGUACUUGAUGCACCUUCAUUGGCGGACGACUUUUACUAUGACCUUGUCGAUUGGUCUAGCACGGAUAUAUUGGCGGUUGCCCUGGGGAAAUCUAUAUUCCUGACUGACAACAAGAACAACGAAGUAGCGCAAUUAUCGAGCACAGAUGACGAGUAUACCAGCCUGAGCUGGGUGGGAGCCGGCUCCCAUUUGGCAGUCGGACAACUCGACGGACUCGUGAAGAUAUUUGACAUUGAAAAGAAGAAAUGUAUCAGAACCAUUCCAGGUCACAUAGAUCGAGUUGCCUGUCUCUCUUGGAACAAUCACGUGCUGAGCUCCGGUAGCAGAGAUCGUAGAAUAUUGCAUCGUGAUGUAAGGACUCCAGAGCCCUGCUUCGAAGAACUGCAUACCCAUACCCAGGAAGUUUGCGGGCUAAAAUGGAAUACAGAGGAAAACAAGCUUGCAUCUGGAGGAAAUGACAAUAUGGUUUUUGUUUACGAUGGGACUUCACGAGAUCCUUGCAUGAAAUUAUCUGAACACACUGCUGCUGUGAAGGCCAUUGCGUGGUCGCCGCACAGGCGGGGAAUCCUUGCUACGGGCGGGGGAACUGCUGAUAAGAGGCUGAAGAUUUGGAACGUUAGAACAGCCACAAAAAUGCACGAUGUUGAUACCUCGUCGCAAAUUUGCAAUAUGGUUUGGUCUAAAAACACCAAUGAAAUUGUUACCUCGCACGGGUUUUCGAAAUACAAUUUGACCCUAUGGGACGGGAACACUUUAGAUCCUAUAGCGGUUUUAAAGGGACACAGCUUUCGAGUACUGCAUAUGACCCUAUCGGCGGACGGAACGACUAUAGUUUCUGGAGCCGGAGAUGAAACCUUACGAUAUUGGAAACUUUUUGAGAAAACCAAGCCUCAAGUGCAACCAGCAUCUGCUUUGCUUAGCGCGUUCAACCAACUUAGAUAA
Molecule: messenger RNA, 1656 nt
Organism: Lachancea dasiensis
Lineage: Eukaryota; Fungi; Ascomycota; Saccharomycetes; Saccharomycetales; Saccharomycetaceae
Source: the annotation of a GenBank genome assembly